Molecule: messenger RNA, 666 nt
Organism: Staurois parvus
Lineage: Eukaryota; Metazoa; Chordata; Amphibia; Anura; Ranidae
Source: the annotation of a GenBank genome assembly
AUGGGGAAGAUUAUUGUGUGCCCAGUUGUAAUAGCUGCUUAUUCCAAAAAUGAAACUCUAUUCCAACUGACCGAGAACCAAAAACUGUGCCAUUUUUUCGCCUUUUGCAUGACUUUCUUCAGCCUGGCGCCCACCCUCAUCCUCUUGGCCAUGGCUGUCGAUUGUUGGCUGGCUCUAGCCUAUCCAUUUACCUAUCAGAGACACAUCACCAACAAAUUUGGGCUUAUGGUCCCUGUUGCGGCCUGUAUCUUCAGCCUGGGCUUCUGUUCUUUGCCUUUUUUUGGAAUUGGGAGGUUUGUGCAAUAUUGUCCCGGCACCUGGUGUUUUAUUGAAAUGACCAUGAGGGACUCCGCUCUUGGGGAUCGCAUCUAUUCUAUGCUCUAUGGGACAAUUAUGGGACUAAUAGUAUUGGCCAUCAUUUUCUUCAAUGUGGCCAUCAUGAGACAUCUCUAUACAAUGUACCGAAAUAAUAGCAUGAGGAUCAUUGUUCGUGCCAACGUAGGCAACAAAGGGAUGGAUGGGAACCAAGCACAGAUGAAGGAGUUGGACCAUCUAAUUCUGCUAGCAGUCAUGACUGCUUUAUUUGCUGUCUGCUCAUUGCCUCUGACUGUAAGUAUACAUUAUAUAAAAGUAGAAUAUUUUAUUGCAAACCUACAUAUGAUUUAA